Molecule: messenger RNA, 687 nt
Organism: Dreissena polymorpha
Lineage: Eukaryota; Metazoa; Mollusca; Bivalvia; Myida; Dreissenidae
Product: ATP-dependent DNA helicase Q1-like
Exons: 3
Coding region: 220-687 (155 amino acids)
Biological process (GO): telomere maintenance; double-strand break repair via homologous recombination
Cellular component (GO): nucleus; chromosome; cytoplasm
Molecular function (GO): four-way junction helicase activity; 3'-5' DNA helicase activity
Source: RefSeq, a predicted model, not a curated record
CCCAGUGCAACAUCUAAAGGGAACACUUCUACCUCACCCUAUGACUUCAUAUUUAAAAAAAUAUUGAAUGAACUGAAAAAUAAAGGGAAGGAUUUCCCCCUCACAAUCGUCUACUGUAAAUGAAUACAAUGGAUCGGCUACGGAUAUGAACUGGCCAGAGAGAUACUGGGGGACCAGUUUUAUGAAGGCGAGCAGCAACCAGAGCAUGCCAGGGUGGUUAUGUUCCACUCUUCUAUGGAAGACAGUAAGGGAAAGCUCAAAGCCAUGAUCCUUGCUGAUCUCCAGAGGCCACCUAGUGAAUGUUGCAUAAGGCUUGUAUUUGCAUCUGUGGCACUAGGUAUGGGGGCAGAUUUAAGACAUGUUCAGCGUGUGAUACAUGCAGGGCCACCUUCAACACUAGAGACCUACGUUCAAGAGAUUGGAAGAGCUGGAAGAGCAGAUUCCCAAGCCCAGGCUAUCAUGUUCUACAAUGGCAACGACCUUGCUUUUAAACAAAUGCAGGCAAAUAUGAAAGAGUAUUGUAAAAAUAAUGACAAGUGCAAGACAGAAGUUGUGAAUGAGCACUUCGGCUUUUACAAGUUUGACAAACCUACCAUAUGCUGCAAUAUAUGUAAGCCUGAUAUGAGUUUGGAAUGGGAAUUUUCUCAGCUUUCAAUUUCAGGUAAUUUUAUUGUGAAUUGGCUUUAG